Messenger RNA from Musa acuminata AAA Group (dessert banana), 480 nucleotides. RefSeq names its product protein VACUOLELESS GAMETOPHYTES-like. Bases 1 to 480 code for a protein of 159 amino acids. The transcript has a single exon. The record is from RefSeq and is a predicted model, not a curated record. Lineage: Eukaryota; Viridiplantae; Streptophyta; Magnoliopsida; Zingiberales; Musaceae.
AUGCAGCCGAACCACUCCUUGUUCCAGACGUGCAGCCCGCCGGACUUCACCUGCAAUCUCUGUCGGUGCCCUGGCUUCGGCUCCCGCUACCGCUGCGACGCCUGCGACUUCGACUGCCACGAGAGCUGUCGGACGUGCCCACAAGCCAUCUCGUGCUCGCAGCACCCGCAGCACCAGCUGUCGCUGCAGUCGACGCCCCACCCGCCUGUCCGAAGAUUCUGCGACGGUUGCCGGUUUCCGGUGCAAGGGAUUCAUUACAGGUGCCAACUGUGUGACUUUGAUCUGCAUCCUCAGUGCAUCCAGCUGCCGCCGAUGGUGCGUCCGUCGACGUCGGCGUCGGCGUCAAACAACGGCGGCGGCGGCGGCGGCGGCGGAGGAGGAGGAGGAGGAAGAGUAGGACGUUUCCUUCUCCAAGUUGGAGUCAACGUGCUUGCAAAUGCAGUAGGCGUGGACUUGACUCACUUUAUCAACGGAUCAUAA